This is a messenger RNA of Lodderomyces orthopsilosis Co 90-125, 729 nucleotides long. RefSeq lists its product as uncharacterized. The record is from RefSeq and is a predicted model, not a curated record. Lineage: Eukaryota; Fungi; Ascomycota; Pichiomycetes; Serinales; Debaryomycetaceae. The transcript has a single exon. Bases 1 to 729 code for a protein of 242 amino acids.
AUGGAUGGAGCAGUUUCUUUUCUACUUGAUAUAUUGGAGUCACUGAAGCUAUCGGAGGUGUCAAUUGGGUUAGAGCAAUUAGAGAAGCUUUUGCUACAGCUACUUCCUGAAAUGAAACAGUAUCAAAAUAAUGGCACCAUGUCUUCGGACCUUGACGACUUCAUCAAACUACAAGACAACUUUGGCUUUAAUCUCACAUCGUGCCUUGUUAAACUAUAUAGAAAAAACCUUUCCAAAAGUGAUAUCGUGUUGUUGAAUAGAAACUUGCAGGGUUUAUUGUUGUUACACCCUCCAUCAAAAACUGUUUUCAAUCGUGAAGCGAAUAUGCAACUGAUUUUAGAUUUGUUGAAUAAAGAUGACAACAAACUUAUCACUAUAACGACUAUCACGACACUAAUACAUAUCCUAUUGAAGAAUUACGAUAAUUAUCGAAGUUUUGAGAGUAACAAUGGGUGUCCAAUGUUGAUUCAUCAUUUGAGUUUAGCUUCUGUGUACGACAUAGAAGUGGAUGGUGUACCACAGCCUAGUUCAUUGGGUAAAUCCAAAUCGUUGUAUUCUAUUGAGCAACUUUUGAAUUUUAAGAUAAUUGAGUUCUUGAUGCUUUACAUGAGUGAAGAGAUUGGUAAUCCCGAUCCACAUACAGUUGAAAUGAAAUCAGAUUUAUUUAGAGACGAGUUUCCAGCAAUUGAUUUAUUGAUUGAAAGUUUGAGUGAAUUGGAUAAAUUAUAA